UCAAAAAUCAUUCAUUCAAAAACUGAAGCCAAACAAAUCCUAAAUUUUCAAAUUCGUUUGCAAUCUUUCUCUGCAGUCUCGUCUUAGCUUUAAUUCAAAGUUCCAAUUCGAAAAUGUCUGGUCGUGGCAAGGGAGGAAAGGGAUUGGGCAAGGGAGGUGCGAAGAGGCACAGGAAAGUGCUUCGCGAUAACAUUCAGGGCAUAACGAAACCAGCAAUUCGGCGAUUGGCGAGAAGAGGCGGUGUCAAGAGAAUCAGUGGAUUGAUCUAUGAGGAGACCAGAGGAGUUCUCAAGAUAUUCUUGGAGAACGUGAUUCGCGACGCUGUGACCUACACCGAGCACGCUAGGAGGAAGACGGUUACGGCCAUGGACGUGGUGUAUGCCCUGAAGAGACAGGGAAGAACCCUUUAUGGUUUUGGAGGCUGAUUCAAUGCUUUGAUGAUUUCUUUUACUUUGAAAUAAUCUUAUGAUAUAAGAUUUGCUUGUUUUUAGGAAUCCUUGUGAUUUUCUUAAUGUAUACAACUAUUUCCCCUUUUGUGAAAUGAAAAAUAUCAUGAAGAAUGUCAGUUGAAUGUAAUGCAGUAAGGUUUUGGUGUAGUUCAUUCUUUUAAUGGUUUGUAUCUAU
Molecule: messenger RNA, 624 nt
Organism: Vigna unguiculata (cowpea)
Lineage: Eukaryota; Viridiplantae; Streptophyta; Magnoliopsida; Fabales; Fabaceae
Product: histone H4
Cellular component (GO): nucleosome
Molecular function (GO): protein heterodimerization activity; DNA binding; structural constituent of chromatin
Source: RefSeq, a predicted model, not a curated record